AUGAAGGAAGAGGAAUCCUUGCCUCUGAUCGCCGGUGGGGGCGGGUCUCCGCCGUCGAGUGCCCUGGAGAUACUAUGCGGGGCCCCAAAGCUCCUUGGGAAGGCCUGGAAGCUCCUGAUCCCCGUCCUGCUCAUCUAUCUUAUCCCCUCCUCUCUCCUUUUAUUUGGCACCUAUAUUGCCGUGUUGCCGCUGAUCUCCGACAUGGUCGAGAAAUUCUUAGCCGUGAAGACCGACGAUCCCUCGUUCUCCGACAUGGUCGACGCCCUCCUCCCCAAGCUAACUGAGGAUCUUAGAGGGUUGGCCGCCACGGAAGUGGUUAUCAUGUUGAUGUCUUUCCUCUUCUCGUCGUUCCUUUUGACGGGGGUGAUCAACGCGCUCGCCAUGGUCGCCAAGGCGGACAAGGUGACCUUCAAAGAUCUGUUUUACAAGAUAAUGAGGACUUGGAAGGGCUUAGUUCCCACUCUUGUCUACGUCAACCUCUUGGCGUUCGCUUACUUGACCAUCUGGCUACUACUUCUGGGAGUCGUCUUCUUCGUCUUUGACCUUUCUCUGUCAUCGAUUGCUUUGUGCACCGUCAUAUCCGUCUCGGGAAUUCUUCUCCUACUGUACUUGAACAUGGUCUGGUCUCAAGGGGUGGUGGUCUCGGCGACGGAGGAAGGACGCUAUGGGCUGACCGCCCUGGGGAGAGCGGCGGAGCUCGUCCAAGGAAGAAGAAGACUAGCGUUGCGGGUUAACUGCCUCAAGUUUCUCAUCGUCCAGGGGGGGAAUCUCGCCAUUAGUCUCCUCCCUCUAGAAGGGAUGAACGGGCUGAUCAUUAUGUUCGCCAGAUUCCUACCUUUGGUAUUUCUGAGCGUGUUCUGUGUAGCCGUGGACGUGGCGUUCUACAACGAGCACAGGAAUGCCACGGGGAAGGGAAGCUGUGAAGAACUUGGGGAGACUACCAAGGAUGUGAAAUUAAAUAAUGUAUAG
Messenger RNA from Spirodela intermedia, 969 nucleotides. The record is from the annotation of a GenBank genome assembly. Lineage: Eukaryota; Viridiplantae; Streptophyta; Magnoliopsida; Alismatales; Araceae.